GGAACAUCAUCGGCUCUGGGAUAUUCAUCUCUCCUAAAGGAGUGUUGGAGCAUGCAGGCUCAGUGGGACUGUCACUCAUCGUUUGGGUUUGUGGAGGGGGGAUCUGUGCCCUUGGGUCCAUGUGCUAUGCCGAACUGGGUGUCACUAUCCCCAAGUCUGGAGGCGACUAUUCAUAUGUGACAGAAAUCUUUGGAGGGCUAGUGGGAGUGGAAGCUGUAACAUACAAAACCCAGUGCCUCUUCUUUGUCUCUUUGUACUACAGUUUCCUGUUGUUAUGGAGUGCCGUCCUCAUCAUGUAUCCAACUACACUGGCUGUCAUCGCACUCACCUUCUCUAAUUACGUCUUGCAACCGGCCUUCCAGAAUUGCCUGCCUCCAUACAUCGCCACCAGACUCCUUGCCACCAUUUGUAUCUUAUUCCUGACCUGGGUGAACUGCUCUAGUGUGCGAUGGGCAACGAGAAUCCAGGAUGUUUUCACUGUUGGAAAACUCCUCGCUCUGGCACUCAUCAUAGUGGUAGGACUCGUCCAGAUCUGUAGAGGUCACUAUGAUGCCCUGCGGCCCAGUGUGGCCUUUGAAUUUAGUCAGGACCCCUCGGUGGGACAGAUAGCUCUGGCCUUCCUCCAGGCCUCCUUUGCUUACAGCGGCUGGAAUUUCCUCAACUACGUGACAGAGGAGGUCGUUGAGCCACGCAAGAACCUGCCUCGUGCCAUCUACAUUUCAAUCCCACUGGUGACCCUGGUCUACACCAUGACCAACAUUGCGUACUUCUCCUCCAUGACCCCUGAGGAGCUGCUGGCCUCCAAUGCUGUGGCAGUGACAUUUGGAGAGAAGCUAUUGGGGAUGUUUUCCUGGGUGAUGCCAAUCUCUGUAGCUCUGUCCACCUUUGGAGGAAUCAAUGGAUAUCUGUUCACCUCAUCCAGAUUGUGUUUCUCGGGGGCCAGAGAAGGUCACCUGCCUUAUCUACUGGCUAUGAUCCACCUAAAGAACUGCACUCCAAUCCCUGCCCUGCUGGUCUGUUGCAUUGCCACAAUUGUCAUCCUGUGUAUUGGAGAGAUGCACAACUUGAUCAACUAUGUGUCCUUUAUCAACUAUCUGUCCUAUGGCGUAACCAUCGCCGGCCUCCUCUACCUCCGCAAGAAGAGACCCAACCUGGCCAGACCCAUUAAGGUAAACAUGUUGAUCAUCACCUACAUGAUUUUCUGGGCUGUGCUGCUGUGCUUUAGUCUGUACUCUGAGCCGGUGGUUUGUGGCCUGGGUAUGGUCAUCAUGCUGACUGGAGUCCCUGUAUACUUUGUGGGUGUUCAGUGGAAGGACAAACCCAAAUGGAUCUACAGGGUAGUCGAAAGAGUCACGUAUAUGGGUCAGAAGGUGUGUUAUGUGGUGUUUCCUCAGGAAGACCCUUCAGAGACUGAACCCCUCACUGCCUCCAAAGCCAAUGACUGAGCAGUGCAGUCAACCAGGGAA
Messenger RNA from Lates calcarifer (barramundi perch), 1466 nucleotides. Its product is annotated as asc-type amino acid transporter 1-like. Lineage: Eukaryota; Metazoa; Chordata; Actinopteri; Centropomidae. Gene Ontology annotation, molecular function: neutral L-amino acid transmembrane transporter activity; L-amino acid transmembrane transporter activity. Gene Ontology annotation, biological process: amino acid transmembrane transport; D-alanine transmembrane transport; D-serine transmembrane transport. The record is from RefSeq and is a predicted model, not a curated record. Gene Ontology annotation, cellular component: membrane.